This is a messenger RNA of Ciona intestinalis (vase tunicate), 3504 nucleotides long. The record is from RefSeq and is a predicted model, not a curated record. Lineage: Eukaryota; Metazoa; Chordata; Ascidiacea; Phlebobranchia; Cionidae.
AAGUUUGUUGUUUGUUUUAAUUGCGAUUGUUUUACAGCUCUAGAAUAUUGUAAUUCUACAAGGCAUUAAAGGUUUUUGUGACGUAACAAUAGUAUAACAAUGGAAAGUUUAGAAAACGAAGCAAUUCCGCGGAAAAAAUCGAAGUUAACUUACAGUGAGCUGUAUAAACCACCAACAAACGAAGAACUUACAAACUUACGCGAAACAACUUCGAUGUUUGGAUCAAAUCUUGUUAAACUUCAGAUCAAGGAGAUUCUCGCUGAAAUUUCGAUCUCGACGAAACAACGUUCGCUAAUCGACGAUUAUUUACAUUCACUUCAUGAUGUCAUAAUGGCCGUUCCACCAAGGGAACAAACAACAUUGAGUGACCAUCGAUGGUUGGGCAACGUUCGGUUCCCGUUUGUUGAGAAUCCUCGUAAAGUGAAAGGAAAUAUGAUCUUUAUGGCUCCUGUUGAUAUUAAAGUUGUUGGAAGUUAUCAACUCGAUACCGGGUUGAAUCAACAUGUUGAUGUGGAUUUGUUGAUUGUGAUGCCACAGGCAUGCAUGCAAGAGAAGGACAUAAUGAACCAGCGAUAUUUCCGUAAACGAGCUUUGUACCUCGCCUAUAUCGCUGAUUAUCUCCACGGCAACGACCUCGUGUCAAAGGUCGACUUCUCGUACUUUUGUGAUGAAACAAUGAAACCAGUGGUGCAUAUCACCCCACAUGAACCACUGAAGCAUAUCACGAUACGCCUCCACGCACGACCGGAGGUCGAUUUUAAACUCGAGCGAUUUCUCCCGAGUAAAAAUAACGUGAGAUGGAAUUGGUUUCAUGACACUAAAGAUGAAGGUGAGGGCAUAACUUCUCAUUGCCUUGUUCUAUAUGGGUGGGGUCUGGGCCAAAGUCUAAACCAUAGGUUCUUCACCCAUAUAGAACAGAAUAGGAAUGGUGAGGUCUGCAGCCACCCCUCACUACAACAACCUGAUGUUAAUGGACCAACUCAUGCAACCCACUCGCACUGUGCAUCAAACAUCCAAGGAUUCCUAGAGUUUAAAAACGCGAUAAAACUUAUCAAGACGUGGCUGCAUCAACGGGAACUGAAUAAGGGCUUUGGAUGCUUCAGUGGUUUCAUCGCUUCAAUGCUUCUUCAUCAUCUGCUAACCAUCAAUAAAAUCAACAAAAUUAUGAGCAGUUUCCAAAUUGUCCGGAAUUUCUUUCAAUUCAUCGCUACAAGCGAUUGGAAAACCCGUGGCAUCGGAACCAACAACGAGUCGAUAUUGAAAGAAUUCCACGAGCACCAUGAAGUUGUGUUUGUUGAUGCGGGAGGGAGGAUUAACUUCUGUGCGGGAAUGCCGUCGUUACUGUAUGACCUGGUACGACACGAAGCCGAAACCUCGUUAACAGCUUUAGAUUCACAUAGAGAUGGGUUUAAUGUUGUGUUUAUGUCACCGGCUCCGUUUGUACGAAAGUUUGAUUAUAUCAUAAAUGUUUGCAAGCUGAAAGUACUAAAACAAUCAACCGUUACAAUUGAUCGUAAAUUAGCUGACACUGGAGGGCAAUAUAUAACCUCGUUGAUAGCGUCGAUGUCCGAUGCUAUAGUGCGUGGUCUUGGUCACCGGGUGGAUCUAUGUGGUGUACGAACACAUUCGUAUAAACAGUGGCCGAUUAUGGAAAACCCCCCAACCUGGUACCAAUCAUCCACUGGUUUGUCGUUCGGGUUGAAUUUGAACCAAGACUUUGCAUUCGAUCAACUUGAGAAGGGACCUUCUGCCGAUUCUGCUGAGGCGACAAAGUUCCGAGACUUCUGGGGGGAGGUUAGCGAGUUACGUCGAUUUAAAGAUGGUUCGGUUUGUGAGUCGGUAUUGUGGGGAGUGGAGGGGAGGGAGGUCCCGACACAUGUGUGUAAACAUGUUUUGUUGAGACAUUGCGGCAUCCCUACCUCAGCUUUGUCUUUCUCCACGAAUCAAAUCGAGGAAUUAAUCACGUUGCCUCGGAAAGGAAAUAAAUACGGAAAAAUUAUGGGGUAUUCUGGAACAGGUGACGAAGUUGUAACCACGGCAACUCGAUCUUACAACGAACUUGCGCGAACUCUGCGUGACCUCAAGACCCUUCCCCUCACGAUUACCAACGUGCAAGGGGUUUCCCCAAUACUGAGAAACACGGAGGUCUACCCGACCCCGCCCUUCGAAACAUCUCGCGUGGUUCGAACCAUUAUGGUUGAUGGGGUGAAAAGAGAAAUCCCGGUGCCCGGUGAUCUGUGUCCUGCGUUCACUAAAUCGAUACAAGUACAAUGUAGUUUGGAGGGAAGCGGUUCGUGGCCACAAGAUCCUCACGCGUUACGUCGACUGAAAGCUGCGUUUCAUAUCGCCAUUGUUGAUGAACUGAAGCCAUUGUAUCGAUGUGUGACAUCACAAUCACAUAUUGAUCUCAUAAAGGAUGGCUUUGUAUUUAGGAUAUCUAUGGUUUACCCACGAGAGGUGGUCGUGCUACAAACUCAUCGAACAAAAGAUGGAAUGGUGAAGGUGAGGGACACCAAGGAAUCGAUCGAACUCGAGAAAAAUAUCGUCAAACUUCCGCAACUGUCGAGUUUAUUACAAGGGGUGCACCAGAGAUUCCAUAGCUUCGGUCGUUGUUGCCGCGUCACCAAACGUUGGAUCAACUCGAUGUUGUUGUCCGGACAUAUUAACGAUGAAGUUGUUGAUCUGUUGUGUUCGUUCAUUUAUUUAUCACCAAGUCCGUAUAAUACGCCAGGAUCAGCACAAGUUGGGUUCCUGAGGUUUCUACAUUUUGUUUCAACUUUUGAUUUCAAUUCAACCCCGGUUGUUGUUGAUUUCAAUGAUGAACUUACAAAUGACGACGUCAACCACAUCCAUGCAUACUUCCACGCCAACCGAGCCUCCCUCCCCCCGAUCUCCAUUAUGAACAACAAGGAUCGUAGGGCAUCACCAUGGUCAACAUCCGGACCUUCCAAGAUCAUCUUGAGGAGAAUGAAGGACCUCGCGAGGAUCUCACUCGAGAAGAUGGAGAGCCAGAUAUCGGGGGGGGAUAAGGAUAUUAAUUUCAAGACAAUCCUCAAACCUUCAUUGUCUGCUUAUGAUGUCAUAAUCCGAUUAAAGCCACAGUGGAUUCCUCGUCGAUUUGAAUCUGAAAAAUACAAACCAGUGAAGCGUAAAAAAAGCAUUUCUUCUAACAUUUGCAGCGAUUGUCUUCCCGUCGUAAACUUUGACCCCAUGCAACUUUAUGUUAACGAUUUGAAGGCUUCAUUCAGCGAGCUUGCGAUGUUUUUCUACGAUAUCAACGGUGGUUGCAUGGUCGGGGUGUUAUGGAAACCAACUGCUUUCCAACCAAAGCCUUUUAAUGCUUCGUCAUCUUCCUGCAUCCUCCAGGAUGAUGGGAACGUCGUCCCUGAUGUUCCGUCCAUCGUUGAAGACUUUAAGAUCCUCGGAGAUGGAGUGGUCGAUUCAAUUGAUUUAAUUUCAAAUAAAUGGAAAAUAUAAAUUUGAAUAAAUUUUGUCACAAGAGAA